Molecule: messenger RNA, 2647 nt
Organism: Sabethes cyaneus
Lineage: Eukaryota; Metazoa; Arthropoda; Insecta; Diptera; Culicidae
Gene: bs
Product: serum response factor homolog
Exons: 4
Coding region: 316-1866 (516 amino acids)
Biological process (GO): positive regulation of transcription by RNA polymerase II
Cellular component (GO): aryl hydrocarbon receptor complex; nucleus
Molecular function (GO): cis-regulatory region sequence-specific DNA binding; protein dimerization activity; nuclear receptor activity
Source: RefSeq, a predicted model, not a curated record
AAAUUAGCGGUGUACAGUGAGUGAGAAAAUAGUGAUCUACGACACGGCCCUUCUCCGAAAAACUAGCGGUCAAAUUCCUUUGUCAGAUUUACCGGAAAUUCGCGUGUGUUGACGUAGCGGAACAAAUAGCUCAAUCGUCGAGAAUUUUCACAGUGCGGAAGUGUGUUUGCCUUGUUCUAUUUUGAUAUCUAAAAAGUGCGAAUCAGGGUAAAAGUGUAAGAAGAAGCAUCCGAAGCGCUAGACUCCGGUAGACCCGCGAGCGUGAAUCUUCCUUUGAUCCCGGUACCAAGAAAAGCCGCAAAAAUUUGGGAAAUAAUGGAUCCCAAUGCAGCGCGUGAUUCGCGCUACAAUCUGAACUACAGCAUGAGUAUGAUGAGCGAAACGCCGGAAAUUUACGGGAACCCGAACGUUUCGCUGGCCCGCCCCCCGAGCGGUGGCCUGGUCGGUCAGGUCAUGUCUCGUGGGGGCGGCCUAAUGAGCUCCGCGAACGGACCUCAGUGUGGUGCCGGCGGUGGUGGAGGCGGCGGCGGAGGUGGCGGUGGAGGUGCCGGUAGCCUGUCGCGCGGUAUCAAACGGACCAAUUCGGACUGCUACGACGACGGCCGGCAGAUGGUCGGUUCGCAAAAUCUGACCGGUCUCGAGGGCUGCAACGUCGGGUCCGACGUUGUGGACGAAAGCUACACCUCGCUGCAGCCGAAGAAAUCACCGCCGAGCAACGGUAAGAAGACAAAGGGCCGUGUCAAGAUUAAGAUGGAAUAUAUCGAUAAUAAGUUGCGACGGUACACGACCUUCUCGAAGCGCAAAACCGGAAUCAUGAAAAAGGCCUACGAACUAUCGACGUUAACCGGCACGCAGGUGAUGCUGCUGGUGGCCUCCGAGACUGGUCACGUGUACACGUUCGCAACGCGCAAACUGCAACCGAUGAUCACGUCGGAAGCGGGCAAAGCGCUCAUCCAGACCUGUCUGAACUCGCCGGAUCCGCCGACCGGGUCGACCGGCGAUCAGCGGAUGUCUGCCACCGGGUUCGAGGAAACCGAACUCAGCUACAACAUCGGCGACGAAGAUUCGAAAGAUGAUCGUUCCCCGAUGUCGUCCGGUAGCGAUACCGACGAUUAUUCGCCGCCAGACUCACCUGGACCUAGCUGUAGUAAUAGUAACAUAAAUACUGAUGCAAUCAAUAAUAGUAAUAAUCACAGUGUUAGUAUAGCGCCGCAAACGUCAUCUUCUAGUACGUCAACUUCAACUUCGGCAACGGCAGCAGCUGGCACUGGCAAUGGCAACGGAAGCAACAACACCAAUAUAGCACUGUCAGCCAUCCAGCAGCAGAUCAAACAACAACAGCAGGCUCUCCAGCAACAAAUUCAACAACAUCACCAUCAACAACAACAACAACAUCAUCAGCAACAACAACAACAACAACAACAACAACAGCAACAUUCGUCAUCUUCAUCACCAUCGUCAUCAGUUCAACAGCAUCAUCAACAACAACAACAAUCACAACUGUCCAACAACGUUAUUUACCCAGCAACAGCCUUAGCUAACUUACCUCAGGAUAUGCUGGUGAGCCUGCUGCAAUCCGGACAAAUUCAGCUACACAAUGAGGAGGGCGCCCAGCAGUACAUAACGAUCCCGCUGUCGUUGAUGUCUCUGAUGUCGUCGCCCGAUUCGAAAAACGCCAACGGUGCCACCAAUGCCAAAAAUGCCAAACCAAACCCCACCACCACGCCUAACCGAUCCCAGCCGUCAUCAUCAUCAGCAGCAGCAUCGUCAUCAUCCAAUGUCAUCGCAGCGACCAGACGAAAAGCUCCAUCAGGAUCGGGAUCAUCGUCGAAGGAUAUCACCAUCAAAACGGAAGUCAAUGAUUGAAAGUGAAAGUUAUUUCUUUUAAUGACACAGCUUUUGUUAUGUGUAAUUUUGCUUUUAUACUUAGAUUGUUUUGUUAAAAUUAUGAACUUAAUUUUGAAAGUUAAGAAAGGUUUUGCGCGAAACUGCCGGAGCAAACAAUUUUCUACUGCAUUCAUUAAUGAUGAUAAUAACACUAAUGGCUUAAUCAAUUCACUGCUAAUCCAUCUACAAACGUAAGUUUUAUCAACAAUCCCAAAAUGAAGCCCGGGAAUAUAGUUUAAGCUAACACUUACGUUUAAUAUUGACUACACAGUUUAUUUAUCUAACAAAUGCACGUUUUGCUGUAAGACGUAGGACCAUACAUUUUUUCCACAUCAAAUACAAAUGAAAUUGCAAUUCAAAAACAUAAAUAUAACAAUCAAGAAGCGCCAAAAACGAUACAUUUACAGUUGGUAGGAAAUUAACUUAGUGGUAAACCAUGUUUGAUGAUAUUAAAAAUAUACGAAACACGGAUCAAGCAACCACAAACCCGUAGGACUCGAGUGAAGCUUUUGUAAAGUACGAUUUUACCGCUGUUGCCAGUUUGAAGUUGACUCCCUUAGGUUAAGCCCGUUUUUUUAUUACAACAUAUAUGUAACACCCUCGAUUGACUGCGGUUAAAGUUUGACACAGCGCAGCAGUCGAGUUUGUUAAGUUCUUUAUUUUUAGCUAAUUCUGCAAUCUAAAAAAAACAAAACUUCAUCUGUUUAGGUUUAAGUCAUGGGUGACCAACUCCACGUAGCGGCAUUAGUUUUCUUCUGUU